AUGAUAAAUCAAAGUGUACCGUUUCCCCGAGACUUUCUCGAAGUGGCUAAGGUUAUCUUAAAACGGCUGUUCAGAGUUUACGCUCAUAUCUAUCAUCAACACUUCAAUGUUGUAAAGGAGCUCCAAGAAGAAGCCCACCUUAACACCAGCUUUAAACACUUUAUCUUUUUUACACAGGAGUUUGACCUGGUCCAAAAACGAGAACUUGCUCCUUUGCAGAAGCGCAUUGAUUUGCUAUGUGGCAGCCCUCGUGCUGAGCUUCCAUUGUCGGGAGAGCCAGGUUCUGAACCAGUUGUUGGCCGUUUGCCUUUUCAGCAGUCACCUACUGUUGGGCAGAUGUCGCCUAAUCUUACUUCCGCUACUAGCAUUGACAGUAACAUCAUCGGCAUCACCAACAGUCCAAACUACACUGACAACCUUGCCGAGAAAACGCCUGGCAACAUUACGAUCACCAUGGCUAAGAUACCUACGACAGUCUCGACUUCCGCUACUCCCUCCUCUGUCUCAUCUAGCUAUACUUCCACGCCGACCAUCGCCUUCACCCCCAUCGUCUCGAACCCCUGCGCAAGCGUCAAUUGCGUUUCGAAUCAUCCGUCCACUGGCUACAACCACCCUAGCUGCGGAGUUCUACAACAUCCACACCAUUUUGACCACCCUCCCCCUAAUCACAACCAACACUUGCAAAACCUCCAACAGCAACAAUAUUUGCAACAGCAGCAAAUUAGACGGAAAUAA
Messenger RNA from Protopolystoma xenopodis, 735 nucleotides. NCBI's taxonomy places the organism in Eukaryota, Metazoa, Platyhelminthes, Monogenea, Polystomatidea, Polystomatidae. The record is from the annotation of a GenBank genome assembly.